UCCCCCAACAACCUCCACAGCAACUAUCAAGGUGCUAGAUCCAGCUAGCUGCCUAGCGAGCUAGACGGCCUAUAAGGCCCGUGCAGCAGCGAAGCUACUGCUAUCCCUACCUGUGACGUGCAGUCAUGAGCGCCGAGCUACUCGAGAGGAGGAGAAGUUGCAGUCCCCAUACACUGCACACGUCUCCUGGCAAGACCCGGCCAAUCCUCCACUCGUCCUUUACUGCCCUUGAGAUAGAGGAGGUGGUGUUCACGUGUACACAGAGCCCCGCUGAUAAUCACACGAACCUCUUCACUCCUCAAGCAUGUCAUCACACGCUCAUCACUCGCCGUGGCAACACAAUAGUCCUGCAGGUACUCACCUCCGCUCCAGUAUCAGCACCGUAUGUCGUAUCAUUGACCUUUGUACCCUAUCAUCGUCCGAGGGAAAGAUUUGCCCAGUUCCGUGCAAGGGGCGUGGCUAAGGACAGUCGAGAGCUCUGGUUGAGUAUAGGAUUACCCAGCAACUUCCCAGUGGGACGGUACCACACGUCAGUGUCUGUGUGUGUGAAGGGAGAUACGUUAACACAUUAUAGCAAGCAAUCCAUCGCUGUACUCUUUGACCCCUGGAAUCAAGAGGACGAGUGUUAUGUACCAGAGGGAGUGGAUGAUUACGUGUUGUCUGAUGUUGGGGACAUUCUUAGAGGGACUGCUCUCAACAAAACACCUCUUAAAUGGGAGUAUGGGCAGUUUGAGGACCAUGUGUUGGAUGUGGCCUUGUAUCUCAUCAGCUCUCUAUCUGCUCAAGAGUGCCGCAGCUCAGUGGGUGUGGCUAGGGGUGUGGUUUCACGGAUAGUCACACGAGACCAUACAGGGGUCCUACUAAAGGGGGGAGGGGCAACGGGAGCCACCCAUCCUUGUCGCUGGAAUGGAUCAACUGUCAUACUGCAGAAGUACCACAGAACAAAAACUCCAGUCCGGUAUGGACAGUGUUGGGUGUUUGCUGGAGUGGCUGUUAGUCUAUUCAGAGCUCUGGGUAUAGCAACCCGACCUGUGACCUGCUUCAAUGCUGCCCACUAUACCGCACACCCUGGAGUGGUGGAGAGACCCUUCACUAGGCAGGGGGAGUUAGCACAAGACCUCAACACUGAUCAGAUAUGGUUGUACCAUGUGUGGGUGGAGGGAUGGAUGACCAGACGUGAUCUUAGCCCUGACUACAAUGGUUGGCAAGUGCUGGAUCCAACACCACAAGACAAGCAGAGUGGGCACUAUAGGAUAGGUCCUGUCCCGGUGCAAGCUGUCAAGCACAAGAAGAGUUUCCCGAAGAGAGGGUUUGGUUGUGAGUAUGUUAUAUCGGAGGUUGCCGCGGUAACCAAGUACCUGCGUAUUGGACCAAGACUCACUAAGACGCUAGCUCAUGUAUCCAAGGACGAGGUUGCCACAGAGAUUGUCACCAUGGGAACAGACAAGACUGGUGCUGCAAUGCUAUUGGACAUCAGCAAUAACUACCGAGAGCCUCCCACGCGUCCACACCCCCACCCAUCACACUUUCCCCCUCAGAGCCGUGACUGCUCAUUUAGUGUGUCUUGUGAGUCUGUGAGGCUAGGAGAGAGCGUAACCUUGGUAACCAGUAUUGCUAACAACGGAGCUCUCCAGCGUACAGUGGAUGGACGUGUGGUCUGUCAUGUGGUGGACUAUACUGGUCAUGUGAUGAGGAGGUUUGCUAGCAUGACCUUCACUGGAGUAGUGGCUCCAGGACAGAGUGCUUGUGUUAGCCUCCCACUGGCCAGCAAGCAGUAUCAAGGACUGCUGGCUGAACAAGCAAUGAUGCUCUUCUUUGUGGCUGUUAAAGUACGAGAGAAUCAGCAACUCUACCUCAAGACCCAGCCCUACCAGCUCACACUACCCAGUAUAGCAGUGGAGGCCCCAGACUGUGUACUAGUAGGAGGCAGUCUGAGAGUCAGGCUAGUGUUCAGGAACAUCCUACCAUCGUCACUAACUAGAGUGCUGUUCCUGGUCCAGGCAGGAAGACUGCUACCACAGAGAGAGCUCUCUUCAAAGCGACUUGUUCUCCCUGGAGAGCUGGUGAGUGUCGAGCUGUCUCUACCCGUGGUGGCCUGUCCUCCAGGACACUACACGCUCACAGCCAGCAUGCAUUCUGACAAGCUCACAGAUAUACAUGGGCACACAACUUUGUUAGUAACAGAACCAGCAGACUAGCUAUAUAUCAUUCCCCGUACGUAGCUCUUUUUAUGUACAUGUUUUGUGAUCAACUCAGUUCCUCAUAGCUAUGGUGUACAUUGUAACAUUAUCAAACAAA
Messenger RNA from Halichondria panicea, 2298 nucleotides. RefSeq names its product protein-glutamine gamma-glutamyltransferase K-like. Gene Ontology annotation, biological process: peptide cross-linking. NCBI's taxonomy places the organism in Eukaryota, Metazoa, Porifera, Demospongiae, Suberitida, Halichondriidae. The record is from RefSeq and is a predicted model, not a curated record. The transcript has 10 exons. The coding region runs from base 126 to 2198 and encodes 690 amino acids. Gene Ontology annotation, molecular function: protein-glutamine gamma-glutamyltransferase activity.